Messenger RNA from Hemicordylus capensis (graceful crag lizard), 857 nucleotides. RefSeq names its product ferritin heavy chain A-like. Lineage: Eukaryota; Metazoa; Chordata; Lepidosauria; Squamata; Cordylidae. Gene Ontology annotation, molecular function: ferrous iron binding; ferric iron binding. The record is from RefSeq and is a predicted model, not a curated record. Bases 45 to 629 code for a protein of 194 amino acids. Gene Ontology annotation, biological process: intracellular iron ion homeostasis; iron ion transport. Gene Ontology annotation, cellular component: cytoplasm. The transcript is spliced from 5 exons.
GCUAUGAUGGGGAGCAGGUUUUAUGUAGCUAGAACAGAGCAAAGAUGUUGUGUUUUGAUCAUAUCAAUUAUUACAGGAUAAUGAUGGAUGCUCAGGACCAGCAGAACAGCCAAGAGGUGAAUCUGGAGAUGUCUGCCAAAGAUGUGCCUUUGCCCUUGGUGCGCCAGAACCUCCAUAAGGACUGUGAGGCCACUGUGAACCAAAUGGUGAACUUGGAGCUGUAUGCUAGCUAUGCCUACCUGUCUAUGUCUUGCCACUUUGACCGUGAUGACGUUGCUUUGGGCCACAUGGCCAAGUUCCUGAAGGAGCAGUCCCAGGAAAAAAGGGAGCAUGCAAAGAAAUUUUUGAAGUACCAGAACAAGCGUGGGGGUCGUGUUGUGCUGAAGGACAUCCAGAAGCCGGAACAGGAUGAGUGGGGCAGUAGCCUGGAAGCCCUGGAGAAGGCCCUAAAGCUGGAGAAGGAGGUGAACCAGGCCCUGCUGGAUCUGCACAAGCUGGCAAUGGAGAAGGGAGACCCCCAUCACACGAAGUAUGGUCUUAUGGAGAGCUCAGAGAAAACUACAAAUCCUCAACCUUCCACUCCGCAUAUGAAACUCCUAAUCUGGAAGGGUUCAACAAUUGCGCUUUGACUUCCAUGAGGUCCUUAUUGGCUCACAAAAUCUCUAAUUGGUCUCUGCUCACCAGACGUGUCAGUGACUCUGGAAAACAGACAAGCCACUGUUGGACUGCUGUAAAUGCAAAUCUUGAGACUAAAGACUCUCAUGGCCACUCAUAUAUUUCUCUUUAAGAGAGACUCUUGUUUCUGUAUAUAAGUGAACAACUUACCCACCCCCAGUAAAUGCUCUUAAAAGUAGCUA